AUGCCUGCAUACUCCUUCGACUACAAGUCCUACAUGACAAACAACCUGUUGGGACAUGACCAGGAUAUUCACUAUAAAAUGUCUAAAAAGAUUGCACAAUUGACAAAAGUGGUUUGCAUGUUGAACUCACGUGGUGAGGAUUCUGUUGAUCUACUUAAGGAGACUUCCAAGCAACACGAAAAUGAAAUUAUCAAACUAAAGAGUUCCUAUGAACUGAAACUGAGAGAUUUAGAGCUUAGACUUGAAGAGGAGAAAGGAUUCGGGAACACCAUAGCCUUCUUAGAAAAGAGUAUUAGUGAAAAAGAGUUGGAAAUCAUCAACAUGGAAUCUGUGAGUUAUUUGUAA
Molecule: messenger RNA, 345 nt
Organism: Schistosoma haematobium
Lineage: Eukaryota; Metazoa; Platyhelminthes; Trematoda; Strigeidida; Schistosomatidae
Exons: 1
Coding region: 1-345 (114 amino acids)
Source: RefSeq, a predicted model, not a curated record